CGUUCCGACUUUUAUAAUAAACGUUACAAAGUUCACUUUGCAUGUAAUGUAAUAGUGUAAUUGUGAGUUGGAAAUCAAAAUGUUUUUGAACUUAGUUCAAAAAGCUUUGUUAAGAAGUGAAAGAAAGGGUCUUGCCUUUUCUGUUUCUCGGCUGUUUAAUAGUAGGGCAUUUAUCCGGAGACAAUCUUCUCUGGCCGCCAUGGAAUUUUAUACGGACGAACAUAAACAAAUCCGAGAUUCUUUAAACAAGUUCAUUGAGAAAGAAAUAAACCCUUAUGUUGAUGAAUGGGAGAAGGCAGAGCUUUUCCCUGCUCAUGAGCUGUUCAAGAAACUUGGUGACCAAGGUUUUCUAGGAGUCAACAAACCUACCAAAUAUGGUGGACUUGGUCUUGAUUUCUCCUAUUCAAUGGCUGUGGCUGAAGAACUUGGAAGCAUCAACUGUGGUUCCAUUCCAAUGGCUAUUGGUGUACAAACUGACAUGAGUACUCCUGCUCUUGCCAAAUUUGGUAGUGAUAAACUGAAGGAAGAGUUCUUGGUUCCAACUAUAGCUGGAGACUAUGUGUCUUGUAUUGGGGUCAGCGAAGUGGGAGCUGGAUCAGAUGUUGCUAAUAUUCAAACAAAGGCUGUAGCAAAAGGAGAUGACCUUAUAAUCAAUGGUCACAAGAUGUGGAUAACAAAUGGUUGCCAAGCAGACUGGAUGUGUUUGUUAGCCAAUACAUCUGAUGGACCUUCUCACAAGAACAAGAGUCUCAUUUGUAUGCCAAUGAACUUACCAGGUGUUCAUGUGACCAAAAAGAUCAACAAAAUUGGAAUGAAGUCUUCAGAUACAGGUCAGAUCUUCAUGGAAGAUGUCAGGGUUCCCAAGCGCUACAUUAUUGGAGAGGAAGGCAAAGGAUUCUUGUAUCAGAUGUUACAAUUCCAAGAAGAGAGAAUGUGGGGUGCUGCAGGAAUGAUUAGGCCUCUGGAGAAAAUAAUUAAGCAAACUAUUGAGUAUACAGCUGGUCGGAAAAUCUUUGAUAAGUCUGUUCUUGACCACCAAGUGGUACACUUUAGACUUGCUGAGCUGGCGACAGAAAUGGAAUUUUACAAAGCACUCUUUCAUAAAUGUGUUGGUUUGUACAUAGCUGGAAAUGACGUUACCAAGUAUGCUUCAAUGUGCAAGCUAAAAGGAGGUCGUCUCGCUCGUGAGGUGUCUGACUCCUGCUUACAGUACUGGGGUGGCAUGGGCUUUACAGACGAGGUGUUUGUAAGCCGUUGCUAUAGAGACUUCCGCUUACUUUCCAUCGGAGCUGGCGCUGAUGAAGUGAUGCUGUCAAUCAUUUGUAAAUACAUGAAUAUCCUACCGAAGUCGAACUGAGCACUUAACCCCUGAUUUUCGUUGGUGUCUUGAGUUUGUGUUUGUGUGUCAGCUGCAGUGUUUGAGGGCUUACGUCUGUUUCUGUGUAUAUGUAUGUGUGUGAGUGUAGGUGGGUGUAUGGGGGUGAGAGAUAGUGUUAUGGAAAGAGUAGAAGAGAGAGAUAGAGAGAGAGAGAGAGAGAUGUAGUGUGUGUGGAUUGGGAAGACACACUAACAAGCAAACCGACGAAGUAUAUAUGAAUGGAUGUGUUAGAGACAUGUAUUAAACUAACAGAAAGGGAGAGAGAGAGAUGGUAAAUGUUUGAGAGAGUAUCUAUAUGUGGUGUAGAAUUAGUCAUGUGUAUUUGGAAGUGUAAGGCGAAUUGACUUCUGUGUGCAUGUGCGUGCGUGUAAAUAUGUGUGUGUGUGUAUGUGUGUGUGGGCAUAUGUUUGUGCGCAUGUGUGUGGGCGUAUGUGUGUGGAUGAUGCGUGAGCGCGCGCGCGCGUAGUAGCGAAAGAGAAUUAGAAAGACAAUAUAAAAGGAAUGUGUGUGUUUGUGUGAGCGUGUGUUUGUGUAUGUUGUGAAAAAGAAGUUGAAAGGACAAUAGAAAAGGAACAAGAGGGAGAGAGUGAGAGAGAGAGAGAGAGAGAGAGAGAGAGAGAGAG
Octopus bimaculoides (California two-spot octopus) is the source of this 2001-nucleotide messenger RNA. RefSeq names its product putative acyl-CoA dehydrogenase 6. NCBI's taxonomy places the organism in Eukaryota, Metazoa, Mollusca, Cephalopoda, Octopoda, Octopodidae. Gene Ontology annotation, molecular function: flavin adenine dinucleotide binding; acyl-CoA dehydrogenase activity. The record is from RefSeq and is a predicted model, not a curated record. Gene Ontology annotation, biological process: fatty acid beta-oxidation using acyl-CoA dehydrogenase. Gene Ontology annotation, cellular component: cytoplasm.